Molecule: messenger RNA, 2101 nt
Organism: Ipomoea nil (Japanese morning glory)
Lineage: Eukaryota; Viridiplantae; Streptophyta; Magnoliopsida; Solanales; Convolvulaceae
Product: plastidic ATP/ADP-transporter-like
Exons: 5
Coding region: 1-1890 (629 amino acids)
Biological process (GO): nucleotide transport
Cellular component (GO): membrane
Molecular function (GO): ATP:ADP antiporter activity
Source: RefSeq, a predicted model, not a curated record
AUGGAUACCAUCUUACAAACUAGAGGGCUUCUAUCUUUGCCUUCGAAGCCCAGAAUCAGAGCUUCCUAUCCAGUGCCUCAGGGGGGACUAAGGCACAGAUUUAAUGGUGCGAAUGGUUUGAAAGCAAAACCGUUUGAUGGGUUGUCUCUUUCGGCCGGUGGGUUGCCGAAAUUGGAAGCUUUUGUUGGAAAGCCUUCGUUGGUUGCUCAAAGGGGGAGAUGUUUCCCCGUCUGCAGGGCCGAGGCGGCGGCGGCGGAGGAUGGGCAGCCGUUGUUAGGGGGAGAAGCGGCGUCGGAGUCGCCUAAGUUUAUGGGCGUCGAUGUUGCCACCCUGAAGAAAAUCAUCCCCCUCGGGCUCAUGUUCUUUUGUAUCUUGUUCAAUUAUACAAUCCUGAGAGACACCAAAGAUGUGUUGGUGGUCACGGCUAAAGGGUCGAGCGCCGAGAUUAUUCCUUUCUUGAAAACUUGGGUGAAUUUGCCCAUGGCAAUAGGGUUCAUGAUUUUAUACACAAAAUUAGCUAAUGUGUUGUCCAAGGAGGCUCUUUUCUAUACUGUUAUUCUGCCCUUCAUCGCUUUCUUUGGGGCUUUUGGGUUCGUUUUGUACCCCCUCAGCAACUAUUUCCACCCCACAGCUCUUGCUGAUAAGCUUCUAAACAUCCUGGGUCCGAGGUUCCUUGGCCCAAUUGCAAUUCUGAGGAUCUGGAGUUUCUGCUUGUUCUAUGUCAUGGCUGAGCUUUGGGGAAGUGUGGUGGUUUCAGUCCUGUUUUGGGGGUUUGCUAAUCAGAUAACCACGGUUGAUGAGGCUAAAAAAUUCUAUCCUUUGUUUGGACUUGGUGCGAAUGUUGCUCUUAUUUUCUCUGGCCGUACAGUGAAGUACUUCUCGAAUUUGAGAAAAAGUUUGGGUCCUGGAGUUGAUGGUUGGGCCAUAUCCUUGAAAGGAAUGAUGACUAUUGUGGUUCUUAUGGGGCUUGCUAUUUGCUCUAUUUAUUGGUGGGUGAAUCAUAAUGUUUCUCUCCCUACCCGUAGUCAAAAGAAGAAGGAGAAGCCUAAUAUGGGAACAAUGGAGAGCUUGAAGUUCUUGGCGUCUUCAAAAUAUAUUAGGAAUCUUGCCACAUUGGUGGUGGCAUAUGGUAUAAGCAUCAACCUUGUUGAGGUUACAUGGAAAUCGAAGCUCAAAGCUCAGUUCCCAAGCCCGAAUGAGUAUUCAUCUUUCAUGGGCGAUUUCUCAACUGCCACCGGAAUUGCAACUUUUACAAUGAUGUUGCUAAGCCAAUGGGUGUUUGACAAGUAUGGUUGGGGAGUAGCAGCAAAGAUAACGCCAACCGUCUUGCUCCUUACUGGAGUUGGCUUCUUUUCCCUUAUUUUGUUCGGUGCCCCCCUCGCACCUACUCUUGCAACGUUCGGGAUGACUCCUCUUCUAGCGGCAGUUUAUGUGGGCGCGAUGCAGAACAUUUUCAGUAAGAGUGCAAAAUACAGCUUAUUUGAUCCAUGCAAGGAAAUGGCAUACAUUCCCUUAGAUGAGGACACCAAGGUGAAAGGCAAAGCCGCGAUUGAUGUAGUUUGCAAUCCAUUGGGGAAGUCCGGUGGAGCUUUGAUACAGCAAUUCAUGAUAUUAACAUUUGGUUCGCUUGCCAACUCGACUCCUUACCUCGGAGGCGUUCUCUUGGUUAUCGUUCUCGCAUGGUUGUCAGCGGCUAAGUCUUUGGAUGUUCAGUUCACUGCUUUGCGACGAGAAGAAGAGCUCGAGAAGGAGAUGGAGAGGGCAGCCGCCCUGAAAAUCCCCGUCGUGUCUGAAGGUGGAAAUGGUUCAGCGUCAUCAGUGAACCCCAUCGAAGGCGGCAUCGAAGGCGGCGCUUCUGCUGAACCCUACCCCCGCCCCCGGAACGUGUGAUGAUGAUUGAUACCGAUACCCCUUAGGCUCUUACAUAUCUUCCCGAAUAAUCGGAAGUUGUUAGGUGCAACAAUUUGGAGAAGUUAUUGAAUGUUGUUUUGUCAUAGGAAUUUGUUAUUAUGAUCAGUAGAAAUAAUCUGUAGUAUAAAAUCAGGCUUUGCACUGAUUAAAUUUUUCUCUAAUAUAUAUUUUAAGUCAAAGUUGUUUUCCC